This is a messenger RNA of Aegilops tauschii subsp. strangulata, 1896 nucleotides long. Its product is annotated as peroxidase 2. Lineage: Eukaryota; Viridiplantae; Streptophyta; Magnoliopsida; Poales; Poaceae. Gene Ontology annotation, biological process: hydrogen peroxide catabolic process; response to oxidative stress. Gene Ontology annotation, molecular function: peroxidase activity; heme binding. The record is from RefSeq and is a predicted model, not a curated record.
UUCACCUGCAAGACAAGUUUUAUGUAUCUGGACACGUUUUAUUGUUAGAUACAUUCGUAUCUAGACAAAUCUAAGAUAAGAAUUUGGGACCGAGGUAAUACUAAUUUUUAGAGAUGCGGGUAUUCUAAAGUGUUUUAGCUAGCGUACAGUAUGACUUAAGGAAACAUCAACGAAAACUUCAAAAUGCAGGGAGAACGAAAAAACAAGUGAAUUUUGCUCCAUAUUAUUAGGAUAAAGAAAGCAGCAAUUAAUAAUGAGCUUGCAUGUAUUAAUAACAAAAUAGCACAAAGGACGUCAUUCUAGGUCAAUUACUUCAAUCAUCACAACCGUCAAAUCAUCUAGUAUAGAAAUUCACCUGCACUAGGAUAGGCAUGCAACUGAUGUCAACGCCUACACAAUUCCGAAUGAUUAGCUGUGUUGCUACCCAUGUUCAUAGACAACAACCAGCUAAUAUUCUUGUGAUAAUUGACCUCCAAAUAUUCCUCAAAUCCCUUACGUCAAUUUAAAUGUCCAAGAUGAUUGAUCCUUACAUGCAUCUGUAACCUGUACGUGUCUAUAAAUACAUCCAAUGCCUUGCACAUCACAUCAUCUGCCGGCAUACAUUCUUUCAGGCACAUUUUCCACCCAUUUGAUACUAUCCCUUGUUGUUUAGCGUAGAACUUCAGGAAGCUGGGCAAGAUGGUGAAGCUGACAUGCGUGCAGCUGCUCAUGGUGGCCUUCCAGGCUACGCUCAUCACCAUGUCAUCUGCAGAAUUGCCCUACAAUUUCUACAGUUCGUCGUGCUCCAACGCCGAGGAAACAAUCAAGAAUACCGUCUACAACUUGAUCGACGGCAACCCAAGUAUUGCUGCGGCCUUAAUUCGCAUGCACUUCCACGAUUGCUUUGUAAUGGGUUGUGACGCUUCCAUCCUUCUGGACUCCUCGAACGCCAACCCCCAGCCGGAAAAGUCAGCCAUUCCCUUGGCUGGGUAUGAGGCCGUCGACAAGAUCAAGGCGGCCGUCGAGGCCGUGUGUCCUUUGACGGUCUCCUGCGCCGAUGUCCUCGCCUUCGCCGCACGCGACUCUGUCAGUAAAUCCGCCGGUUUCUCCUACCACGUCCGCUCCGGGAGGCGUGACGGCAAUGUGUCGAAAGCCUUCUCCGUCGUCACGAACAUGCCGUCGCCUUUCUUCGGAAUCGAGGACCUUGUCGGCAGCUUCACCCGGAAGGGGCUCAAUGUUGAUGACCUCGUGGCUCUCUCCGGCGCGCACUCCAUCGGUGUGGCACACUGCUCCGGCUUCACCAACCGGCUGUACCCUGAGGUGGACACGACAAUGGACUCCGCAUACGCCACAGACCUAAAGAGGACGUGCCCAGCACCGGUGCGUGGUGCGCCGGACCCGGUGGUGAACAACAGCGCGGUGGCGCCGACGACACUGAGCAACCAGUUCUUCAAGAACGCUGUCGCUAGGCGAGUGUUGUUCACGUCGGACGCGGCGCUGCUCACCCGCAACGACACAGCGGCGAAGGUGCAGGAAAACGCUGCGGACUCCUUGUUGUGGAAGGUGCGGUUUGCGGCGUCGAUGGUGAAGAUGGGAAACAUCGAAGUGCUUACAGGGACGAAUGGGCAGGUCAGGAAGUUCUGCCGUACCAUAAACAGCUAAAUUGUUAAGACACACUUAGAUUUGGUGAUUUUUCUUAUGUGCCUCAUUUUGCACUGCAUUCAAGAUUUCUCCUUGUGACUGCCGGUCAGUUACUGCGGUAUUUUGGUUAGAUGAUUCACAUGUAAAACUACUUUUCUGGUUUUUUUUAACCUCAAAGAACGAAUUUUUACAUAGCUAGAAAAGGUGCGCUUUUUUAAUUGCCGUUGAUUUCCUGUCUAUUUGGAUAAGUUCUUUCGAAGUCCGCGGUUGUGUUUG